CAUCGGAAGAGAGAUGAAUAUAUAAAUCCAUUGUUUGUCUCUAUGCAGGACAUAUGGAGAAAUGUCGCAGAUCUUCUUCGACUAUAAAUAGAAGAGCAGAUAAGAAAAGAGCAUCUUCUUGUAUCAACUAAAGUUGUAUUCAUCUCCAAGCUAAGUACCACUCUCAGUUUUCGAAUACACCACCCUCAAGUGUAGUUGGAACUAAAAAGAAAUGUCAACAGAAUCGUACGAAGAUGCCAUUAAAAGACUCGAGGAGCUUCUGAGUCUGAGUAAAAACGCGGAUCUCGGGAACGUUGCGGCUGCAAAAAUCAAGAAGUUAACAGACGAGUUAGAGGAACUUGAUUCCAACAAGCUAGAUGCCGUAGAGAGAAUCAAAUCCGGGUUUAUUCAUUUCAAGACAAAUCAUUUUGAGAAAAAUCCUACUUUGUACAAUGUACUUGCCAAGAGCCAGAGCCCCAAGUUUUUGGUGUUUGCUUGUGCGGAUUCAAGAGUUUGCCCUUCUCACAUCUUGAAUUUCCAACCUGGGGAAGCCUUUAUCGUUAGAAACAUUGCUAACAUGGUGCCACCUUAUUGCAAGACAAAAUACUCUAAUGUUGGUGCCGCCCUUGAAUAUCCAAUUACAGUUCUCAACGUGGAGAACAUUCUGGUGAUUGGUCACAGCUGCUGUGGUGGAAUAAAGGGACUCAUGGCCAUUGAAGAUGAUACAGCUCCCACUAAGACCGACUUCAUCGAAAACUGGAUCCAGAUUUGUGCACCGGCCAAGAACAGGAUCAAGCAGGAAUGUAAAGAACUAAGCUUUGAAGAUCAGUGCACCAACUGUGAGAAGGAAGCCGUGAACGUGUCCUUGGGAAAUCUCUUGUCUUACCCAUUCGUGAGAGAAAGAGUGGUGAAGAACAAACUUGCCAUAAGAGGAGCUCACUACGAUUUCGUGAAAGGAACAUUUGAUCUCUGGGAACUCGACUUCAAGAUCACCCCUGUCUUUGCCUUGUCUUAAAAGAUUCCUCCUCAAUCUUUUCUCUAUGUUUCUUCCAAGUGUGUUCUCGUAAUCUUCUUGUAACUUCAACUUUGCUACUUCUGUUUCAAAAUAAAUAAAAUAAGGCUUCUAAAGAGCACUCUUUUAUUUCCAUCCUCAUUGAUACAUAGAGAAUAUAACACUUUUGACACUUUCUUAGCUUAUACACAU
Molecule: messenger RNA, 1183 nt
Organism: Camelina sativa (false flax)
Lineage: Eukaryota; Viridiplantae; Streptophyta; Magnoliopsida; Brassicales; Brassicaceae
Product: beta carbonic anhydrase 3
Biological process (GO): carbon utilization
Molecular function (GO): carbonate dehydratase activity; zinc ion binding
Source: RefSeq, a predicted model, not a curated record